Molecule: messenger RNA, 2370 nt
Organism: Triplophysa rosa
Lineage: Eukaryota; Metazoa; Chordata; Actinopteri; Cypriniformes; Nemacheilidae
Gene: efhd1
Product: EF-hand domain family, member D1
Exons: 4
Coding region: 340-1041 (233 amino acids)
Molecular function (GO): calcium ion binding
Source: RefSeq, a predicted model, not a curated record
UUUUAUAAUAAGGUCUUGGCGCAAUUGUAUCGCACGAGCGUUGGUGGUAUAGUGGUGAGCAUAGCUGCCUUCCAAGCAGUUGACCCGGGUUCGAUUCCCGGCCAACGCAAUGAACAUUUUCUCUUGUUGAACAACAAUAUUCACGAUCUAUAGAUUAUUCAAACUCCUCCAACAUCUAUUAAUAGACGCAAAUAUAGCUACGAGUCUACGACACAGUAUCCUCCCGCAGGCAUCACGUUUAAAGAGACUCGCGUCACUUGCGCUGCAGCCCCGCCCUCUGUAAACUCCAGACUGGAGCUCUCUGAAACAGCGGCGAGCAUCACACGAACACAGUCCGCAAUGUCAUCCGAGCAGCUCGCACGGAAACUGCAGCGCAGGCUCGACACUAAACCCGGAUCACCGGAGAGCCCCGAGCACGCACAAGCGAACCACGAGCCGUCGCCAGUGAGAGCUGACAACAUGAACGGCGACGCCACUUCUGAACUCAGCGAAAAACUCAACCGCAGACUGGAUAUUCACGAGGGCACUGCGAAACCUGAACAAAUGAAGGUGUUCAACCCGUACACCGAGUUUAAAGAGUUCUCCCGUAAACAGAUCAAAGACAUGGAGAAAAUGUUCAAGAGAUUUGACUCUGGUAAAGACGGCUUCAUUGAUCUGAUGGAGAUGAAGCUGAUGAUGGAGAAACUAGGAGCCCCGCAGACUCACCUGGGACUGAAAAACAUGAUCAGGGAGGUGGAUGAAGAUUAUGACGGCAAACUGAGCUUCAGAGAGUUCCUGCUGAUCUUCCGGAAGGCCGCAGCGGGUGAGCUGCAGGAGGAGAGCGGCCUCAUGGCUCUUGCUCGGCUUUCAGAGAUUGACGUCUCUAUUGAAGGUGUUCUUGGAGCGAGGGACUUCUUCGAGGCUAAGGUUCAGGCUCUGUCCGUGCACAGUAAGUUUGAGGCGGAGAUACGAGAAGAGCAGGAGGAGAGGAAAAGGAUGGAACUGGAAAGGAAACAACGCAGAGCCGCUUUCAAAGAGCUGCAGUCCACAUUCUGCUCAUAAAUACACACAUACACACAAUCCGACCAGUUACCUUGGUCGGUAGGCCUACAUCUACACCUCUCUAUUUCAUCCACAGAAACACACUGAUUCCUGUGUAUAGCCUACACAAGCGCACAAAUGCACACAUGAACGUGUCCCUGUGUACCUCUUGAAACCACAAGGGAACAAAUAGCAAAUAGUUUUAUUAAUCAAAGUUAUCAUGUAGAAUGCAAGUGAAGUGUAUUUCACUGGUGCAGAGCAGUUUGAGGGGGGGUGUAAUGUAGGUCAAAUAUCUAAAGUAAAAUAUUUGAAUAUUUUUUAGAAACAAAAAGGUUUAUUGUAAAGUUAUUUAGUGGUAGAUGUGAUUUUACACACACAUAUAAAGUUGGUGUUGUGGAGCAAAUAGUCAUUUGGACCAACAGAUCAGUAACAAAGGAAAAACGUGUUCAAAACAUUUUUAUUUUUUUAGAUUUUAAUUUCGCUUUGUAUCAUAUAUUAUAUGGACACAUUUUUAUAGUUGUGUUAGUCAUGUUCAAUUUUUGUUACUCGUGUUUUAUAUUGAUGUGACGUUUGUUUGCUAACUAUAUCACAUAUAAGUACAUUAAAUCACGUGAUUUUUUUUUUAGAAAAAUGUUGUAUUUUGCUUUAACGUCUCCUACUCUUCACUACUAAAACAGUUACAGGUGAUUCUCAGGUAAUUCUUGUGUAUGUCAAUAGGGGGCAGCACUGGAAUGGGCCAACGACAUACAAAUAUCAUUAUUUCUAGCUGACACACAAACUUCUGCAAGAAAACACAUCAUGUAGAAUUAUUCAUUUAUUUGAAUAGUCGUUGUGCUUCAAAUACCAAAAUGAAGGCAUUUAUUUUCCAUCCAAUUGAAUGAAAUCAUGAUUAGUGCAGAAAACUACAUUCCCACAUAAUUCUCUCUGAGUCUUCGACAAUUUCUUUUUUAAUCAUAUAUCUUUAUACAUAAUUCAAUAAAGUGAAAGCAAUCAGUUUUUAUUUUUCUGAUUGACAGUACAUGUGCGAUAUAAUCAUCAAAAGAGUAAAAAUCAUACAGUGUUGUGCUACAAAUAAAGUUGUGCUGAUUCUUUCCUUCUGUUGCAUAGAUUGCAUAUUGCACUGAUAAUGUUGAGAUUUCUUUCCCAGUGUAUUAUCAAAUAUACCGCAUAUACAUAACCAUUAUAUAAUCUGUUUUGUCCCUGUUGAGUAUGGGAUCCCCUUGAAGUCAAGGUUUUGUCAUAUAGGCACAUAUUAGGAGUGUUUAUAAAGGCACAGUUAACCCAAAACUGAAAAUCCUGGCAAGUGAAUAAUGAGAAAUAAUGAGUAUUGUGUUGUAAAGAAAAGAAAAG